Molecule: messenger RNA, 1300 nt
Organism: Aspergillus homomorphus CBS 101889
Lineage: Eukaryota; Fungi; Ascomycota; Eurotiomycetes; Eurotiales; Aspergillaceae
Exons: 2
Coding region: 224-994 (256 amino acids)
Source: RefSeq, a predicted model, not a curated record
UCAUACUUUCCCCUUGACAAUUUUCAAUUCUCGGGGUUUUCUUCAAUUGGAAAUUUACUAAUGAAAGUACUCUUCAUGAUCAAUGUAUAACAAUUGAGUCGUCUUCAGUCCUCAUAAUUUUUCACUUCGAACACUCUUCCCCCUCUUCAUCCUCUUUGUUCUUUCAUAUCUGGGACUCUUCCACUACGGUGCACCAGACUUUUCACGACCCCUCUACGUUGAUAUGGAUGAGAUAAAGACCAGCUCAGUCGAUUUUGGUGGUGUCUUUGAUGUGGAUGAGUCCCUGGUCCCAGUGAGAGACCCCAAACAAGCCAGCCAAAGCAGUGUAAAUUUUGAUGGUUUACUGGCGACUCCUCUUGUUCUCCAGGAAGAUCUUAAAGAAGGCUGCGGAGGCCAGCUAUGGCCUGCGGGCAUGGUCCUUGCCAAGUACUUACUACGUCAGCAUCGCACUAGCCUUGCCAAUAAUUCAAUUAUUGAGCUGGGAUCCGGUGGCGGUUUGGUUGGACUUGCCGUUGCACAGGGCUGUCAAAUCGGCCCGUCGCCUGUGUUCAUUACGGAUCAAGCCCCGAUGUUACCCUUGAUGAAAACGAAUAUCAAGCUCAACAGCCUUUCACAUCUUGUUACAGCCAAGACGUUGAACUGGGGUGAACCUGUCCCUGACUACAUUCCAAAAACGCCUACGAUCAUUCUUGCGGCCGACUGCGUUUACUUCGAACCGGCAUUUCCCCUGUUGAUAUCGACCUUGAAAGAUCUUCUGGGUCCAAAGUCGAUCUGUUAUUUCUGCUUCAGAAAACGUAGACGCGCUGACCUCCGCUUCUUGAAAAUGGCGAGAAAAUUGUUCGAUUUUGACGAAGUUCAAGAUGACCCUGAUGCAGAAUCAUAUCGAAGGGAGAAUAUCUUCCUUUACACCAUACGACUAAAAAAUAGUCGGGAUGUUAUCCUAACUCAGCAGCGGUUCAAAUUUGCAAAACAGGAUUGCUCGAAUGGAAACUAAAUCACGUUGGCAACUCUUCAUUUUUUCCAAAUAGAUAGGAUCAUUUUCUGGAGCAUUUAUUACAAUUUUAAAGCAUGGCUUUUAUCCUUGGCACCUUCACCGAUUGUUUUCCCUUGAAUAUCAGUGACCUCGCCUUGUUUCCCAAUAACCUUGACUCCACCCCGCUUGAGGUCGGACAAAAGCUUCUCAGCCUCUGCCGCUUUUCCAGAUUGUUGCUUGUUUGUUAUAGAGCCGUGCUUUUGCUUCUUGUGGUCCCGCCUCAAUCUCGCCUUUUGUUCACGCGUCAUCUCUUCCUUAGAAAUUGAU